AAAAUCGUCAAAACAAAAUGAAGAGCUUGAACACUGUCGAAACUGUUAAGGUCCCAAAGGGUGUUACCAUCACUGUCAAGGCUAGACGUGUCGCCGUUACUGGUCCAAGAGGUACUUUGCAUAGAAACUUCCAACACGUUCAACUCGACGUCUUCGUUGAACAACCAACUGAAGAAAAUAACUUCACUAGAGUUGUCGUUCAAAAGUUCCACGGUAACAGAAGAGAAUCAUCUCUCGUUAGAACUGUUGCUACCCACAUUCAAAACAUGAUUGUUGGUGUUACCAAGGGAUACAAGUACAAGAUGAGAUUCGUCUAUGCGCAUUUCCCUGUCAACUGUAAGAUUUCUGACGACAAGAAGAACAUUGAAAUCAGAAACUUCUUGGGUGAAAAGAGAGUCAGAAAGGUCGACAUGAGAGAAGGUUGUGUUGUUGAAGUUACUGGUCAAAAGGACGAAAUUCAAAUUACUGGUAAUGAUUUGGAACUUGUCUCCAACUCUGCUGCCGCUAUCCAUCUUGCUACCCUCGUUAAGAACAAGGAUAUUCGUAAGUUCUUGGACGGUAUUUACGUCAGUGAAAGAGGCUUCAUAAAUGAAGAAGUUGAAUAUGAAUAUUAAACACAUUAAAAAUAAUUCCAAAAAUUCUAUAAU
This is a messenger RNA of Naegleria gruberi, 647 nucleotides long. Its product is annotated as 60S ribosomal protein L9. The record is from RefSeq and is a predicted model, not a curated record. The transcript is spliced from 2 exons. Gene Ontology annotation, biological process: cytoplasmic translation. Gene Ontology annotation, molecular function: rRNA binding; structural constituent of ribosome. NCBI's taxonomy places the organism in Eukaryota, Heterolobosea, Eutetramitea, Acrasida, Naegleriidae. The coding region runs from base 18 to 614 and encodes 198 amino acids. Gene Ontology annotation, cellular component: cytosolic large ribosomal subunit; ribosome.